Nerophis ophidion (straightnose pipefish) is the source of this 2685-nucleotide messenger RNA. Its product is annotated as diencephalon/mesencephalon homeobox protein 1-B-like. Gene Ontology annotation, molecular function: DNA-binding transcription factor activity, RNA polymerase II-specific; RNA polymerase II transcription regulatory region sequence-specific DNA binding. Lineage: Eukaryota; Metazoa; Chordata; Actinopteri; Syngnathiformes; Syngnathidae. The coding region runs from base 187 to 1341 and encodes 384 amino acids. Gene Ontology annotation, biological process: regulation of transcription by RNA polymerase II. The record is from RefSeq and is a predicted model, not a curated record. The transcript has 5 exons.
CAACGCGAAGAUGAACCGGGAUGUCUUUUUUUAAUAUUAUUUUUUUUGCUUAAGGAUACUCACCCUCUCCAAAAUAUAUAUAAAAUAUGAAUUUCAACCAGAGGAAUUUUGAGGAGACCAUUUAAGGAGAGUAAACUAUUGGAUAUUUCACUUCAUAAAGACACGUCAAGAGAGAGGUCAGAGGUCAUGCAGCACUACGGGGUGAACGGCUACUCCCUGCACGCCAUGAACUCCCUCAGCGCCAUGUACAACCUCCACCAGCAGGCGGCGCAACAGGCCCAGCACGCGCCCGACUACCGGCCGUCGGUGCACGCCCUCACUCUGGCCGAAAGACUGGCUGACAUCAUCCUGGAAGCCCGCUAUGGCUCGCAGCACCGAAAGCAGCGGCGCAGUCGGACGGCGUUCACGGCCCAGCAGCUGGAGGCCCUGGAGAAGACCUUCCAGAAGACCCACUACCCCGACGUGGUCAUGAGAGAGCGCUUGGCCAUGUGCACCAACCUGCCCGAGGCCCGCGUGCAGGUUUGGUUCAAGAACCGGCGGGCCAAGUUCCGCAAGAAGCAGCGCAGCCUGCAGAAGGAGCAGCUCCAGAAGCAGAAAGACGCCUCCGGUGCGACGGAGGCCUCAGCGGAGGACGCCAAGACCGACGUGGCGCCCUCCUCCGCCGUGGCGCCCGACGCCCGCACGCCUCCCCCUCCCUCCUCCUGCCCCUCGGAGACGGAGAGGCUGGCCGCUCGGCCUCAGCCCGGAGAGACGAGCGUGGAAGUCAACGUCACCUCGCCCGAGCCGUCCGACAGCGAGUCGGCGGCCGAGGACAACGUGGAGGAGGAGCGAGUGAGGGCGAGGACCAGGGAUGAGGUGCACCCGGGCAGCAGCUCGCCGUCCUGCAAACCACUCAGCCCGACGUCAGAUUCCCCCCUGAGCUCGCCCGCCCUGCCGUCCUCCAGCAGCGUGACGAGCGGCCUGUCCCACAGCAACUCGUACGCCUCGUCCCCGCUCAGCCUCUUCCGGCUGCAGGAGCAGUUCCGGCAGCACAUGGCGGCCACCAACAACCUGGUGCACUACCCGCCCUUCGACGUGAGCGCGCCGCCGCCGCCGCCGCCCUCCUCCCUGCCUUACUUGGGCAUGAACGUCAACAUGGCGACGCCGCUGGGCUCGCUGCCCUGCCAGUCGUACUACCAGACGCUGUCGCAGGCCCAGCAGGUGUGGAACAGCCCACUCCUGCAGGGGGCGCCGGGCGGCCUUCCGGGUACCCCUAACAGCAAGACCACCAGCAUCGAGAACCUGCGGCUGAGAGCCAAGCAGCACGCGGCCUCGCUGGGAUUGGACACGCUGCCCAACUGAUUCCUGUUCCUGGGACCCCGGCACAAAAACUCAGACGGACUUCUCGGUCUGACUUUCCUCCUGCUGGGAGAACAUCAUGGACAUGAAACCUUGAUCAUGCUUGUGAAUCUUGUUGCCUCCAUUGCUUUUGCUGCAAAAAUACAAAAUACUCUCCAAAUAUGCAUGCAGGCUAGCAAUGUUUACAGACGUAGCGUUGCCAUGGCACCAGCUCAAAAUAAACUAUCGGUCAGUGUAAUCAUCCGAAGCAUCAAUAUGGCUGUUUAAAUUCAAUUGUGGCUUUGAAGUGGGAGUAAAAAAAAUAAUUAGGGUUCCUCCUGCUGCAGGGGUGUCAAACGUAUGGCCCGUGGGCCGGAUCAGCCCCGCAAACAGGUUUUAUCCGGCCCGUGGGAUGAGUUUGCCAAGUUUAAAAAAGAGCAGAAAUUUUUGAAUGAAAGAGACUGCUGUUCUAAAUGUGUCCACUAGAUGUCACAAUAGCAAUUAUUUGUAUCUAUGCAGAUGAUGCUACGUAUGUAAAAAAAUAAAAAUAAACCAGUGGAGGAAAAUGAGCAAACCACAUGAAUAACAUCCUGUAAUUUGAUUUUAAUAUUAUUUUUUUUUAUCUUGGUAGAUUGGAAAUUAACGAGUUGACUUGUGGCAUUAAUGAGUUUCCAUCCAUCCAUUUUCUACCGCGAAGUUAUGAAAUUAAUGAGUUGACUGAUAUCAUUUAUUAAUAGAAUACUAUUAACCGCAACAUGUAAGUGUAAACAAAAACAACAUACUUUUUUAAACAAAGAUAACAAUCUAAAGUUGUCUUUAUUUUUAACUUAUCGUGCCUUGAUUUUAUCAGUCCAACCCACUUGGGAGUAGAUUUUUCUCUAUGUGGCCCCCGAUCUAAAAUGAGUUUGACACCCCUGCCCUACUGGAAUGAAUGUACACGCCAAUCAACUCCUAACAUGUCUUCAGUAGUAAUAUAAGCAUCAAAUAUCUACUGUGUGGACCACUAAAACAGGUGAUAAAAGGGUCGCCAUGGCAACAACGGCAACAACACCCCCUUCCAAUUACAAGCAAGUGUUCUCGCCAAAAUACAACAAGUAAGCAACGGCGGCAUUUUGGGCAGUGGGUGUAUGCAGCCCCUGCUGGAAGAAUGAAAGGCCAACUGUGUAUUAUAUAUCGCUGUAGAUUUAAGAUGUGAGUACAAAGUCAGUAAUUUAUCUGUGAAAUGUAACGGGAAUAAAUCCGAGCCUGACAAGGAUUGGUGUUGUAAAUGGAUUGUACUUGAAUCGCGCUUUUCUACCGUCAAGGCGCUGCUGUAUUGUGGGAAAUCUUCGCCAAUUGCAGCGCUCAGCUUCUUUUUACACUUGCACG